Vicia faba (fava bean) is the source of this 429-nucleotide messenger RNA. NCBI's taxonomy places the organism in Eukaryota, Viridiplantae, Streptophyta, Magnoliopsida, Fabales, Fabaceae. The record is from the annotation of a GenBank genome assembly.
AUGCAGCUGCUCAGUGGCUUGAAUAAGCGUUAUGUGAUACUCAUCAAAAAAGGUGUCUACAUGGAGAAUGUGGUGGUUGACAAGGAGAACCUUGCUAUGGCCGGAGAGGGUACGGGUGCCACCAUUAUCUCCAGUAACCUUAAUACCUGUAUCAAUAAUUUAAGUACCUACCACACUGCAAGUUUUGGUGCGAAAGCUUAUGGAUUCAUGGCACAUGAUAUUUCAUUCGUUAACACUGCUGGGCCUUUAGGUGAACAAGCUGUAGCCCUAAGAUCAACUUCGGACUGUUCGAUAUUUUACCGUUGUGAGAUUUCUGGAUUUCAGGAUAGUUUGUAUGCGCAUUCAAAACGUCAAUUCUACCGUGAAUGCGAAAUCCAUGGUACUAUCGAUUUUAUUUUUGGAUAUGGCACAACUGUGUUUCAAAACUAA